AUGACCCACUUAGCGUUUUACCGCAUGUCAGCCACGGCUUUGUGGAGGACACUCACUUUUGAACCCGAAAUAUCUGGGUUUGAAUUCUACUUGAAUACAAAAUCCAAGGCACUAGGCUCCCAGAUUCACAUCAACUCCACAUACAACCUCAUCACCAGCCAAGCCUCAGGCCUCACCAGGCCCAACCCCAUCACCAGCCAAGCCUCAGGCCUCACCAGGCCCAACCCCAUCACCAGCCAAGCCUCAGGCCUCACCAGGCCCAAUCCCAUCACCAGCCAAGCCUCAGGCCUCACAAGGCCCAACCCCAUCACCAGCCAAGCCUCAGGCCUCACCAGGCCCAACCCCAUCACCAGCCAAGCCUCAGGCCUCACCAGUCCAACCCCAUCACCAGCCAAGCCCCAGGCCUCACCAGGCCCAAUCCCAUCACCAGCCAAAUCCCAGGCCUCACCAGGCCCAAUCCCAUCACCAGCCAAAUCCCAGGCCUCACCAGGCCCAACCCCAUCACCAACCAAACCCCAGGCCUCACCAGGUCCAACUCCAUCACCAGGCCUAACCCCACACCUCACUAUUGUCAACCCCAGUUAG
Messenger RNA from Carcharodon carcharias (great white shark), 585 nucleotides. RefSeq names its product leucine-rich repeat extensin-like protein 5. Bases 1 to 585 code for a protein of 194 amino acids. The transcript has 2 exons. Lineage: Eukaryota; Metazoa; Chordata; Chondrichthyes; Lamniformes; Lamnidae. The record is from RefSeq and is a predicted model, not a curated record.